ACGACACGUUCCAGAAGAGUAUAAAAGGGAGACUCCUUGCUGGAAAUACUUUGAUAUUUCAACUAUUCACAAAAUCCCUGGUAACAUCGUCUGGUAACAGCAAAGGUCCUGCUUGGAGGUUUCCAAUUCAUCCACAAGAAUUCCGUUUGGUAGCAAAGGAGUGAACUCCCCAAUCCUUCCUUCCGCAAUUAACCUGCCACUGGCUGCGUGAUGGCUGCAUCCGAGAGCGAGGGGGGUUCUCAAAAAUUACGAUUUGCCUUCUGGCUGAUUAAGCAGAUCAACAGCGAAAACUACGAGGGGCUCCGCUGGGUAGACAGGGACCACACUCAGUUUCGCAUCCCCUGGAAACACACUUCCAGGAAGGAUAUCAACCCUAACGAUUACAAGAUUUUCAAGGCCUGGGCUAUAACCAGCGGAAAGUACAACGAAAAGCUGAAAGAUCUAGCCAAGUGGAAAACCAACUUCCGCUGUGCCAUGAGAAGCACAAACAUGUUCCUGAUGGUGCAGGAUAACUCAAAGACCUCUGAGGACCCUCACAAAGUGUAUCAAUACAUCAGCCCAAGCCCCGAUGCUGUGGCAGCUGCUAAUGCCCCGACUACUAAAAACAAUAACCUGCGUGCCAGUAAAGAAGACAUCAGCCCCCAUUCUGAAGAAGCCCCUCAUCUGCACCACCAUAUGCCACAGCAACUGCAGCCGCAGAUAGAAUUAGAUUUGGAGAUGUUGUCGCUGGAAAACCCUCCCCAAGAGAUGGAUAGCGUGCAGAACGAAAGGCCAGUCUACGACCCUGGCAGGAAUCCUCCCCAGGACUACACCACCAAUAAUUCGGCCCCAAAUGGCUACCAGUGCAGCCCCAACACACUCCACUGGAUUCUGCAGCAGUGCAACUUAACCCAGAAUGGCUGCAGCCCACAGCAGCUGCCGUGGGCUCUGGAGGGAGGUUUAGAUCACGGUUCAGGCUAUCCAAACCAACAUAUUGGCCAAAAUAGCUACCCACAGCAGGGGAGCGGGGUGGCAAAUGGACCAGUGGAGGACUAUCACCAAUCAAUUGGCCAGUGGGUGACCCAAACCAUGGCAGAGACCCAAACCAUGCAAAAUGCUUAUGGCCCUUCUGCUGCCUCACUUCUCCAGCAGCCCCUCCCAUCCAGCACAGUUCCUGGCACGAGUCAGCUUCUUAAUAACGCAGCGGAAGUCCUGUUUGAGGGGAGACCUCACCUCAAUAACCAAAGCACUUUCCUGAGUGAAGCACCUGCAGGAAACGCACUGAUCUAUCCAACACUGAAUGGCCCGGAAGAGAACAGUUAUCACCAGCUGGCAAAUCAGUGGGCAGCCCCAGCAGUGGUGGAGCAGAACGGGUUCACCCAGCCUGCUGCCCCUCUCCCAGAGCAGCAUCCUCCUCCCCACACAGCGCCAUCGCGGAACAAUACAGAAACCAUUCCUCCCAAUAUGGACGUCACCAUCUAUUACCGAGGGAAGCCACUCCACGAGGUGCAGGUGGCCACCAGCAGCUUCCUGUUCACGUACAAUAAUGAAGACACCACCGUUGUCCCGGGCUGCGCGCAGGUGGUCCAAUUCCCAAGCCCAGAUGAGCUGCCUGACCAGAAACAGGUUCAGUUCACCAGGCAGCUGCUCCUGAACACAGGGCUGCUGCUGGAGCAGAAGCACAAGAAGAUCUAUGCCAAGCGCCUGAAUAAAUGCAAGGUCUUCUGGGCCCUCUCCAGGCAACUGGCGAACAUGGCUCAGAACCCUGAGCCCAAGCUGCUGCCACGUGGCACAGAGACGGAGAUCUUCGACUAUGAGGUGUUCUCAAAGGAGCUGAAGGAUUUUAAGGAACAUCAAAGGGCUGCAUCUCCCGACUUCACCAUCUACCUUUGCUUUGGGCAGUGCUUCUCCAAAUCCAAGCCCAAGGAGACCAUGUUAAUCCUGGUGAAGCUGGUGCCUAAGUUCUGUGAGUAUUUCCACGACAUGGUGCUGCGGGAGGGAGCCUCGUCCCUGAACAGCGGGAACGUGAGCCUCCAGCUGUCCAGCUGCUUCAACAGCUUGUAUGACCUCAUUGAGCAGUUCAACAUGCAGAUUGACUGAACCUUCUCCCCUCCCUAGGACCCGAUCUGCAUGUGCAUUGGCCAGUCCUUGUCUAGGUCUCUGCCUGACUGGCCUGCCUUUGAAAACACUUCUGCCUUUCCCUCACCCACUUGCAUCAGUUUGCUCCCAUCAGAAAACAUGCGGGUGAGAUGAUGGGUGGCCUUGUGGCUUAGCCACAUCACUGGGACUCAGUAAAGCUGGGUUCAAUCUCUGCUGUGCCACUGGCCUUCUUAGUGACCUUGGGCAAGUCACUGCAUCUGGGCCUCACUUUCCCCAUCUGUAAAAUGGGAAUAAUUCCUUACCUCACAGGGUUGUUGUGAGGAGAAAUGCAUGUGAAGUGCUCAGAUAUUAUGGCAAUAGACAACUCAGCCUUCCCCACUCUGGGCCACCAAUUGAAAAUAGAGAUUUUUUUUCCCCCCAGCUGAAACAAACAGACUACCAGACACUGUGCUCUGAAGGUAGAAGCAAGAGAAUCUUCCUCUGUUUCAGGAUGUCAGCAAGAAAGUCAGGGUGUGGGGGUGUGGGGGAAGAGGAGGCAGGAAGGGGAAUACUCUUCUACAGCACUGCCAUGUAAUGAUCUUGUGGAGCUGGCUGGAUUUUAAGCUGGGUGAGGGUUUUUUUUUUUUUUUUUUAAGAAAUGGGGAUGUUGACGCUGGGGGCGGGGGGGAAUCCUUACCACCCGUUGCUGAAGUGAGCGAAGCAGGAACCCUUGGGGUGGAUUGUACAAUAGCCCUGGCCAGCUCUCCUGGGAUCACAGGGUUAGUACAAGGUGAGCUAAUCUGUCGGACAGAGGCUAAGGCCCAGCUCCUAACGUCCGUUGAUUUGAAUGGAAGUUCAGAGCCUAAAUACUUGGGGAGCUGGGCUUUAAUCAGUUGAUAAACCAUUAUGGAAAAAUCUCCACCCAGGACUAGGAACAGGGGAGGGACCCCUAUAGAAGAGAGAGACUCCAUGUUCUCCCCAGGCUCUGUCCCUUUCAAGCGCUCGCCUGUCAGAGGUCUGUGAAAUGGAAGCACCCAUGGUCACGUCGAUCUGCGAGUGACUGCAGCUGUGUGCAAGGAGUGUACAGAAGGCUGAAGUAAGCAAGCUCUAGGAGGGCUGCUUUAAACAGCUGGCCCAUGCCUCAAGCCCUCCCCUUACCACAAUGCGAGGAGAGGGGAAAGAAGGAGAAUGAGUAACACCCUGAACAGUGUAGCAGAGGGGAGGCCCGGAAGCCACCACAGAGGCUGGUCCUGCUCCCAAUGGAAUUUUGCCAUUGACUUUCCUGGGAGCAGGAUCAGUCCUAUUCCAAAGUAGCUUGCGCCCCCAAAUGUGGCUGGCUAAUAAAUUAAAGUUUAUAGCUCAACCCUGUAUUUUAACCUCUCCACACUCUGCCUGAGGUCAGUCUGCAGGCCCAGCUGCGCUCAGGCCUUGUGCAUGUUGUAUGAGCCCAUGCGCCCUACAACUCCUUGUCAUCCUUGAGCACGGAGCUGCAUCUGCCCGAACCAAGUCACACCGACAACACCCCACAUCAUUCUUUGCCAGCUUCUUGCCCCAUAAAGCACAUUCACACAAGAGAAAUGCACUCCAUGUUGAUGUAGGAUAAUCCACCAUACCGCCUCCCUAUCCCUUUUUCUGUCCCACUUCCCUCGGACACCACAGCACGCACGUGCUGGCUUGCAGUCAUCUGAUGAGCACACAGCAUAUAUAGGCACAGAUCCAUAAAGCUGGCACUUUCCUAACCAUACAUGCUCAGGGUAACCAGUUGUUUUAAUGGGCAUAGGCCAGCAAUUCUUAAACUAUGGUUCACGCUUUAUUUUUUUAACUGCAGCGUAGCCAAAAUCUCAAUUCAUUAAUUGCCUUUCAAACAGCUGCACAGGCACUAAGUACCGCCGGUGCUUUCCCCAUGUUAACAAUUGCGCUAGUUGCCACCAUGAUGUUGUGCAAUCACAGCAACGAAGCCUGUGCAGCGGGAUGGGUCAUAAGACAUUAGGUCAUGACCAACACUGGAUCAGUAUGGGAAGGCCUACUGCUGUAGGCUACUGUUACGCAAGCAGUUUGGACUCUGACAGGAGACCUGUAUGAAACUGACAUCACACACUGGGCAUUAUUUUUUCCUCCAAAAGCAACUACAGAUGUUAGCUUUAGGACCCUUCCAUGUCCUAGCUUAGCUCUGUUAUUGCUAAGACACCUGAGUAUCACCAUGGUAUCUGAGCACUGAGCAUCUGUGGAAAGCAGCAAGAGGGAGAUGACGAGUGUAUCUUCCUCUUUUUGCCACCCCACAAUUCUGAGCUGUCUAUAUUUAUUGUGUUAACGCGGUUCUGGGUAGUUUCAAUUAUAUUAAUUUUAAAUUUCUUGCAUUCCAUGAGCUUAGUAACUGAGGCAGUAAAUGAGUGCCAAUUCGCUUGGUCAUUGCAAUGUGUGUGUGUAUUACACACACACACGAAGGUUGGCAUCCACACCAGCAGCUCUGAUUGCUUCCUCCUUGUCCUUUAAAGGCUGCUUAGAUCUUUAUACAUGUCAUCCUGACUGAGCUGUGAGGAACAAAAAUGCAAGUGUCUCAAGGUCUGAUGGCUAAAAGUUUGAUUUAAAUAGAAAAAUGAAUAGAUUCCAAGAAGUCUCAUCCUCUGCCCUUCCUUUGACCAGCCAAGGGCAUUUUAAGAAAAAGGGGUGGGGGAUAGAAAUCAGGGAAGCAGGUCUUCCCAAACCUAUGCACUGAUGGAGCCCAACAUGCCUUACAAAGGGUGAGUGAAAUCCUGGCCCUGCUGAAUCAAUGGGCGUCCUGCCAUUGACAUCAGAGGGGCCUGGAUUUCACCUGGUGUGUCUGGUAGAAUGUUAAGCACUAAUAUUAAAGUAUAAUUUAUAGAACACAUGCCCCGCUGUGGUACUUUCCCUAGGUUUUCUUUAUUGCUUAGGUUGCAUAAGUAAGUUGUGCAUGUUUGGUUUUUAGCUUCCUUUUAUUAGCACGGGGGCUCUGGGUUUCAUCCAAAUGGAUUUUGACUUAAAUUUUCAAAAGUGAUUUUGGGGGAAAUUUUUUAAAAGGGCCUGACUGUCAGAACAUGCAGAGCACCUGCUCUCUCAAAGGCUGUCAAGCCAGCACCCACAAACUGAGCCCACCCCACCCCCCCACAAAUCACUAGUAAAUGGGUAUGUGCACAACUGCCUGCUCCUAGGUGAAAUGUCACCUGUUUGACAGGUUCCCAUCAGGGGUUAACCUAGAUGACCAGCACCUGAGCAGCCGGAGAGGCCUUUGGCUUUGCAGCUGUACUGCAACUUCCAAAUAGAAGCAAAUCCCUUUACAUGGGCUAGGGUUUAAUUCAGUUGGUGUCAGUCCAGCCCUCUCCCGGCCAGCCUGAGGCUGGAGAGGGGCUCUCCUCCUGACAUCUUGUACUGGAGUUCAUGUUUACACAAGGGGGUUGGUCUUUGCUGCUGCUGGCCUCACAGAAGUAGUUCCAGCACUAGCAGAAAAGCUUUAGGGCUCUGAUCUGGCUCCAGUUAAAUUCAGUGGCCAAAGUGUGUGUUUUCAGGGGGAGGUGAAUUAGCCUCAAGAGGCUGCUUGCCUAUAGCAUGAGGAGGAGAUGGACAAGGGCAAGAGAAGGGAUUGGGGGGCAGGGGGAAGACAUGAAAGCAGCAGGUCAAGGUGAGCAGGGGUGAAAAGAGCCCCACACACAACUGGCCCCAAGCCCCUUUUCCCUCUUCUCUAUAGAGCAGCAGCAGAUCUGGUGCCUCCCAGAGCUGUCUUCUAGCUCAGGUGUUGAAGACUUUAAGUAACAUUUGACUUUAUUAAUAUGCCUUUUUCUAAUGUCAUGUCUCAUGCAGCCCCAGGGUGUUUGCACUCUCUGUAGAGCAGGCAUUGCAUUAUCUGGGAGAGGAUUGCACAGCCUGAGAACGCUCCCUGGUUAAGGAGAUGGUAGCCUGACACGGCGUAACUUGUGUAGCAAUGUUAGUGCAGUGUGUGGGUGGGAUGGUUGAGUCACAAGCAGUGUCGUGGAUUUUAUGGAGCGUGUCUAGACAUUGCAAAGGAGUCAGAGUCUCGCUCAUGUGAGCAUGUGUAGCUCCAGCCAAGUCAAUGCAGCUCCAGAGCCGGCCCACUGAAUUUAAUUUAGGCAGAGAGCGAAACAUCUGGGUUCUCAAACUGGGGGUCGUGACCCCUCCGGGGGGUCACAAGAUUAUUUCGGGGGGCCGUUGCGAGCUGUCAGCCUCACACAUGUCGGGGCUCCAGCUAUCAACCCCCAGGUGUGCUAGGGCUCCGGCUGUCAGCCCACGCCCUUUACAGCUGGGUGGCUGGAGAGCAGGGGCUGCUGGCCAGGCUCGCAGCAUUGAAGGCAGCAGCUGCGCAGAAGUAAGGGUGGCAUAGUAUGGUAAGGAGGGGGGUCGUCACUUUUUUGGGGGGGGGGGGUCAUCACAGUCUGAAAUAUUUUCAAAGAGGGUCCCAGCAAAAAAAAGUUUGAGAAUCCCUGAGCUUGAGAAUGUGCUGGCAGGGAACUGAGCAAGAGACCCCACCCCCCCCACCCCAUCUACAGUGCAGCUCCUAUCCAAGCACAACUGUAUGUCGGUGUUGGUCUGACUGCACAUGCCAUGCUGCAUAGUCAUGUUUGUAGCCGUACGUUAUGGACAGCUAUCCCACUCUGACUCAGCUGCUGGGGGAGAGGGGCAGAAGAUUGUGGGUGUUUAAUAAGGCCCAAUGAGCUUUAGGGCAGGCUGACCUCCCACUCACACAGCGAGGAGGCAGGAGAACUGGCUGGCAUUGCACACACGGUUAGGUGGUUAUCUGCUGUAAUGAGGAAGGACCAUUUAGAACCUAGUUACAGCCUAAUAAUGAUGUUCAUGAGAAAAAUCAAAGCAUGGUGUAUCCAACAUGAUUACGUUGCCAACAGCGUGUGUGGACAUGAACUGGGUAGGGAGGCAGCCGCAGUACAAGCUGUACGGUAGAAGGGCCUCUCGCUAUUGCCAUGAAAUGCCAAGCUGAUCCGAGUUGGGUGCUACAGAUUAUUCUGCCUUUUUAGUAACAUGACCCUUGUGAUUUGAUUUUAAAAUGCUUAACUCCCAUCAAUCACAGAUUCAGGGGGGAUUUAUUGUGUUCUCUCACACCCCAGUUGUGAUCAUGGGAGUUCCACAUAAAGCAACACGUUAAAGCCUUUCAUUUUCCUUCUCUCCAAAACUUGGGCAGCAGAAGGAAGUAGGAAAUAAAAGGACACUAAUGACCAGCUUCUUCAUGCUAAGUCAGAAAAUCAAAUUUCAUGGCUCAGCAUCUGCACUGCACCUUUGGGAGGCAAUCAAUGUGGGUGUGUUAAUUAAAUAUGGAUUUUUGUAGUGUACUUUUUGAUACUUGGUUAAUUACUGCUCCUUCCCAUAUGAUGGAAUAAACGGGCUGCUUCCCCAGAGGUUGUAAACUGGCAUAGCUCUCCUGACACAAAUAAUGCUUUCAGCAAAUCCGAAGACCCGGAAGUUCUGGUUCUUCAUUAACAGGCGUGAGGUGAAUAAUGUUUCUUAGUGAGGAAACAGGGCCUUGAUCCGAAGCUUAACAGGAGCCUUUCCAAAGGCUUUCACUGGGCUUUGGAUCCAGCUGCUAAUGUAUCACAAAAUCUGAAAGCUUCUUUCCAUCUUGAUUUAAGAAAUGUUUCUUAGAACCGUAACUGAGGUAAACUGUAAUUCUGUUCUAACGCCAGGUCAGUUUUCAUAUUUUGUGCCCAUUUCUUGUGUGUAUUCUGAGUAGUGCAAACCUUUCAGCUACUGAUGUGAGCGAAGCUCUCUGUUCACAUUGCCUGUGCCGAAGCAUAGAUAAGUGCCCUUUUCCCCUCUUGGGUCUGUGUAAAUAAACUGACAUUCCACUGUC
Molecule: messenger RNA, 7891 nt
Organism: Trachemys scripta elegans
Lineage: Eukaryota; Metazoa; Chordata; Testudines; Emydidae
Gene: IRF7
Product: interferon regulatory factor 7
Exons: 12
Coding region: 211-2079 (622 amino acids)
Biological process (GO): regulation of transcription by RNA polymerase II; immune system process
Cellular component (GO): nucleus
Molecular function (GO): protein binding; DNA-binding transcription factor activity, RNA polymerase II-specific; RNA polymerase II cis-regulatory region sequence-specific DNA binding
Source: RefSeq, a predicted model, not a curated record